Messenger RNA from Stylophora pistillata, 3588 nucleotides. Its product is annotated as calcium homeostasis endoplasmic reticulum protein. Gene Ontology annotation, cellular component: perinuclear region of cytoplasm. NCBI's taxonomy places the organism in Eukaryota, Metazoa, Cnidaria, Anthozoa, Scleractinia, Pocilloporidae. Gene Ontology annotation, biological process: RNA processing; intracellular calcium ion homeostasis. The record is from RefSeq and is a predicted model, not a curated record. Gene Ontology annotation, molecular function: RNA binding.
GAAAUCAUGGCGGCUUGCACAAGUUGAUGAGUUGAGGAUUUAGUGCGAAUGAAGCGUCGAUGAUGAAAUCAUGAACUGUUUCCUUUAGUAUUUGUUUUUUUUACAUAUGCAAGGGGGAACUCCACGAUAAUUUUCUUCUUAAAUUAACGCAAGGUUUUCAUCUUUGACUCUUCUGGAAUCAUUUUGAGACUCGCUGUAGCACAGUGUAGAAGGUUUUUUCAGCAUUGGAUUCCGAGAUGGCUGUAUCUCAAACUCCUCCGUUUCCACCCCCAGAAGAUCAAGAUCAGAAGAACAUCAUCGACAAACUUGCAAACUUUGUUGCCCGAAAUGGCAGCAAGUUUGAGGAUAUGACCAAGGAGAAACAGAAAGGAAACCCAAAGUUUGCAUUUUUGUUCAGUGGAGAGCACUACAAUUACUACAGAUGGAAGGUUUCAUUUGAAAUUGCUCAGCAACAAACCCAACAACAUUUACAAAACCAGCAACAACUCGCACAGCAAGCAACAGCACAAUUUCCUACAAAUCCGCAAGCUCAUUUGGUGCAACAAGCUAUUGUUCAACAGUCAAUAAAUACAGCUCCAUGGCAACAAGCACAACAGCAGGCUCAACAACAGAUGCAAGCCCUUCAACAGCAGGCCCAAGCUACUGCAGCCAGGUAUCAGCCUCCUGCUCCUGUUCAGCAGCAAGCCGAUGAAGUAGAUAUGACAGAACUAGAAAACCUGUUGCAUAAGAUCAUGGAGUCAUGCACAAAGGAUUCUAUAUCUAGUGGAAAGAAUUUCAUAUUCACCAAUGCCAAGACAAAGACAAGCUGCUUGCAGAUUUCUCAGUAUCUGCUUAAGAGAGCCCUUGGUCCAGGAAUGCAGUUUCAACACAAACUUCACAUUGUUUACCUUGUCAAUGAUAUUCUUCACCACUGUCAAAGGAAAGGAGCACAGGACCUUCAGAAGAGUCUUCAAGAUAUUGUAGUGCCUUUGUUUUUCUGUACACAGAUAGGGGAAUCAGCUGAAAAUCUGCAGAAAAUAACAAAAGUUUUAGGAAUUUGGGAAAGUCAUAAUCUUUUUGAGCCAUCCUUACUACAAGAACUGAAAAACACUGAGGCAGGUCAGAGUAAUGUUGAUGCAGCCCGGGAACAAAUGUUCAAUCAAGGUUUUUAUGUAGCACCAGAACACCGUCAACCAUAUUACCAGCAGCCACAGGAUACCCAACAGAAUCCACAGUCAGAUCUGCAAGCUCCUGGAAGAGAAGAUAAUUUGAAGCAGCCAAAAGUAGAGGGAGUCUCCAAAGAAACAAGGGAUGAGGCACCACAACAAGUCAUUGAGAAAGGAAAAGAAGAAAACACAGAGAAAAUGCCAUCAGAAGAUGCUAAGACGAGGAUACAAAACGUAAAGCAGGAGGAGGCAGCCAUGCAGCAACCAUUCCAACCACCACCUUAUCAGCAACAUCCUCCACCCUUCCCUCCCCCAUUUGGUGAUCAGAGACCUCAGUUCUAUGGGCGUGGUCCACCACCCUUUCCUCCUCAUUUUCCUCCUCCACCCUACGUACCAGAUUUCAGACACCCCCCACCAAUGUUUGGUGGGCCCCGACCUCCCAACUUCCAUGAUGAAGGAUACCAUGUGAGGCCACCACCACCUCAAUUCCGUGGUCCACCGCAACAGUUCGACUAUCAACACCAGAUGCCAGAGUUUGAGCAGUUUGAGGGUAGGGGUCCUCCCCCACCCAUGGUGAACGACUACAAUCAUGGCAGAAUGCAGGAGGAGGAGGGAUACGGCAUGGAGGAGUACGAGAUACCACCUGAACCUUCCAUACCUGAGCCUAUUAUACCAACUGCAAUGUACUAUGAUCUACCUGCUGGUCUCAUGGCUCCAUUAGUAGGGCUGCCAGAUGUGGACUACAAGCCGAUAGAUCCAGCUUCUCUUCGUCUUCCUGCACCACAGCCACCAAGCGAAAGACUUCUUUCUGCAGUAGAAGCGUUCUACAGUCCACCAAGUCACGAGAGGCCCAGGAACAGUGAAGGGUGGGAGCAAAGUGGCUUGUUUGAGUUUUACAAGGCAAAGCUUAAGUACAUAAAAGAUCGAGAGGAAGCAGAGAAACACAAAGUGCAAGAACUUCCAACGAGCAGAUCAAGGUCCCAGUCCAGAUCUCCCCGGCCACGUUCUCGUUCUCGCUCUCAAUCCCCUCGUCAGCGGCGGUCUCGUUCUCGCUCCAGAUCACCUAGAAGACGGCAUUCACGGAGCAAGUCUAUCUCUCCAAGAAAAAGAAGGUCGCGCUCAAGGUCUCGAUCACGUUCGAGAUCACGCUCACGUUCACGCUCCAAGUCACGAUCACGUUCAAUCUCACCAAUGUUCAAGUCAAACAGAAGUCCUGGUAGAAGUCCAACGCCUCCAAGUUUUCAUCCGUCGUAUACAUCUAAGGUCCCUGAACAAAGACUGGAUGAAAGUAAUGUUGGACAUCAGAUGCUCAAGAAAAUGGGUUGGGAAGGAGCUGGACUGGGUAGAAGUAUGCAAGGGAUACAGGAUCCAAUAUCAGGGGGAGAGAUUCGGGAUAAGUUUGACAAGUUCAAGGGAGUUGGUGCAGAUAUGAAGGACCCGUUUGAAGCAUAUAGGAAGAGUAAAAGUUAUUCAUUUCUGGGUUCGCGUAUCGCUAAGUCAGAAGCCAAAGCCGCUGCAAAGGCAGCAGCGAGAGCAGAGAGAAAGAAAGAUUGAAACUGUCAACAGCAGAGGAAGUGUAUUUAUUACAAAACGCACGGAAAUCACGAGAGAAGUUCUCCUCGUGAUGCGGUGAAAAGAGACUCGAAGUGAUCCAUGGUUUUGUCAAAGACCUCGAGUAGUUACGUUACGAUAAGUUGGUAGGACAACGAUCGGCGCCGUUGGGGGUUUCGUACUGACCCCCUUAAUGCAUUCUGGAGGAGUUGUAAAGUCCCUCCCCCCCACCUCCCCCUCUCCCUUUCUGACAGCCUAAGUAAGCAUAGUUGAAGCCGGGCUUUCCCGAUGUCAAGCAUGCAUUCAUAGUUGGCUCGUAAUCUUUUGACUUUAAUAAUGUGUCUACAUUACUUUCUCCGUUUAACUACUGACGUAUUCACUCCAAAUAUCAAAGCACUCUACACGACAUGCAGAGCUUUAACUAGGCAAAAAAACUGCUUGAAAAAACAAAAAGAAAAAAUCGUUUUGUCUUGUCAGGAAAUCGUAAGGGAGGAAAAAAGGUUUUCCUGAGGGUUUUGUAGUGUAGUAUACAAAUCAACCUUUAAGCCACAGGUUUUGCUCAGGUUUUGCUUGCUAUGAGCUUUUCUCUUCCAGAACGGGUUGUUCUGCAUGCGUAAAAGGCUGUCAAUGCCGUUGACGGCGUUUAGAAUGGUGAAUGUGUCAAAGAUGUACCGUAAAGGUGCUGGGAGCACUUGCAUCUGUUGUUUCAUUUUUAGUUAAACUUUUUGGUAGCGAAACUUAUACAGGGUUACUGUUUUUUUGUUUUUUGUUUUUUUUGUUUUUUUUUUUUUAAAUGAACAAAGUUUACAUCGCUCACAGAACACCGUUCAUAAACGCAGCCGCCUUUACCUUCUAUGUUCCAUCAUUUUAAUAAAAAUAGACAUCAAAAGAA